AUGGAGACGGAGGCGGAGGCGGAGACGGAGACGACGCUGGCGGAGACGAAGCCGGAGGCAGAAACAAAGAGAAAAAAUUGGGGGAGGCGGUUUGGAGGGGGUUUGCUUCGUGCUUCUGAACGGGUUGGCUCAAAAGGUAGGGACCAGUUUAUUCCUGUAAUCUCAAGUUUGGUGAAUGCCCGGGGGCUUAUUUCUUUGCCCAUCCAAGGUGACAGGUUGACCUGGGAUAACCAUCGCUCAGGGCCCAACCACGUUAAGUCGGCCCUGGAUAAAGGUCUAGCUAAUGGUGAUUGGGUUAGGCUUUUCCCAAAGGCUGUACUCUGCUCUUUCCAGACUGCCAACACGGAUCACCGCCCUCUGUGUCUGUAUUCUGGUGGUUUGGGGGAGACCAUCAGAAGGAACUUCAAGUUUGAGGAGGCUUGGACUAGGGAUGAGCGAAGCAAACUUGUGGUUGAUUAUGCUUGGAAGUCUGUUUCUUUCCCUUGGGCCCCGGCCAGGAUUUUCAAGAAGAUCGGGGCUACCCGGAUUGCGCUUAUGCAUUGGAAUAGAACCCAGUUUGGUAAUUUGGACACCCAAAUCCGGGAUCUGGAAAGAAGGUUGGACUGUUUUCAGAAGCUGCCUGUGGGAUCUAGAGAUUGGGAAUUAGAAAAGGAGCUUCGCAAUUCUCUAAAUGAGGCUCGGGCUAGGAAAGAGGUGUAUUGGAAACAAAGGGCUAGAAUUUCCUGGCUGAAGGAAGGGGACAAAUGCUCUAAAUUUUUCUUCAUUUCUGCUUCUAUCAAAGGUAGAAGAAAUGCCAUUGAGAGCAUCCUCAAUAAAGACAAUGUGUGGAUAACCAAACGGGAGCUUAUUGGGAAUGAAUUUCUGGAGUUUUUCAAAGGCAUCUUCAGGGGACCUGUAAUUGACGUUGAGUUUAAUUGUAAUGGCCUUGUCCGGGAUAGACUGUCUUUAGAUGAUCAAGCUGAUCUUAUUAGAAGGCCCUCCCAUGAGGAAAUUCGGGCAACCCUAUUUGCCAUGAGUAGUAACAAAGCUCCGGGACCUGAUGGUAUGUCAGUUCUCUUCUUUAAACACUAUUGGGAUUCGGUUGGGUACGACUUCUGUAAUGCAGUUUCAAAUUUCUUCAUUACUGGGAGAAUGCAUAAAGGAGUUAAUGCCACUAAUAUUGUCCUGAUUCCCAAGGUCCAGAACCCGAAAAGACCUAAUCACUCUCGUCUGAUCUAUCUUUGCAAUGUGGUCUACAAGGUCAUCUCUAAAAUCAUUGCUAAUAGGAUCAAGCCUUUGUUACCUAAGCUUAUCUGCCCCACCCAAGCUGCGUUCGUGCCAGGAAGGGCUAUACAAGAUAAUAAUGUGAUAGCCCAGGAAAUUGUCCACUCUUUCAAUCGAAAGAAAGGCAGAGAAGGUUUGUUUGCAAUCAAGAUUGAUCUCAUGAAAGCUUAUGAUAGACUGAGCUGGGGCUUUAUACAUCAUGUGCUGGACUGUUUUGAUGUCCCCCUAGAGUUUCGAACUUGGGUUUCCCAGUGCAUUUCUACCACCUCCCUUAAUGCUUGCUUGAAUGGGGGAUCAGUUGGCAAGAUCUUUCCCUCGUGUGGUCUCCGGCAAGGUGACCCCUUAUCCCCUUAUUUAUUUAUCUGGGCUGCGAAAAUUUUAUCUAGGAUUCUGGAGGAUGCUCAGCGUUCGAAGACCAUAAGUGGGAUCAGGUUGAGUAGGGGAGGCCUGAUCUUAUCUCAUAUCUUCUUUGCGGAUGACCUGAUUCUUGUUGGUAAAGCCAACUUAGAGGAAGCCAAGGGUUACUGGGACUGCCUUGAAAAUUUUUGCGCUUGGUCAGGUCAAAAGGUUAAUAAAAUGAAGACCUCAAUUUUCUUUAGUAAGAACACUCCCAAUGUUAUGAAACAGAGGAUCAAGGAUCUGCUGGGAAUCGGAUCGCCUGAAGAAAAAGUUCAAUAUUUGGGGCUCCCUCUAUUCAGAUCUAGACAAAAAGAUGCUGAUUUUAAUUUUAUUCUGGAUAACCUGAUGGAGAAAUUGCAUGGUUGGAAGGCCAAGACGCUCUCGAAAGCGGGGCGAGCUACUCUAAAAAAGUCUGUGGGAUUGGCUCUUCCUCUGUACGCUAUGCAAACUACUAAACUAUCCAACAGGCUUGCAACUAAAAUUGAUGGUUUGGUGCGUGAUUUUUGGUGGGGCUCGGAGAAGGGAAACCAUGGUCUGUACCUAAAAGCCUGGGAUAAACUAUGCCUCCCUAAUUCUUUAGGAGGGUUAGGAUUCCGGAAAUCUAAAGAAAUGAACCAGGCUUUCCUCGCUAAAUGGGGGUGGAACCUCCUAACAGGCAACCAAUCUUUAUGCUGUCGUAUUCUUGAAGCCAAAUACCUGAAGGGUAAGUCUUUUCUUGAGUGUGAUCCGAAGGCGUCAGACUCGUGGUUUUGGAAAAAUGUGACUAAGGCCAGAACUAUCAUUUGUAAGGGUGCCUGUAAGCGUGUGGCUGAUGGUCAGGAGACGAACAUAUGGUCUGACCCUUGGAUUGCACACCUAAAGGGAUUUACUCCCAUUUCUAAUGGGCGGAUUAUGAAUAGGGAGUCAAAGGUUGCUGAAUUACUUCAGUCUAACGGCGGAUGGAACAUCCAAAAAGUUAAUAGUUAUUUCCACCAGGAAACUGUCUCUGCUAUCUUGAAAGGGGGUAGCCCUACCGGCAUGGGCAAGGAUAUCUGGUUCUGGACUUUGGAAAGUAACGGCCAAUUCUCCUACAAAUCUUCUUAUAGAGCCCUGGCUGAGGAUCGAGUGAGUCCACGCGAGGUGGCCCCCUCUUUAUGGACCAAGCUAUGGAAUAGUAAAAUCCCUGAGAGACUCAAGUUUCUUUGGUGGUGUAUUCUAUCCAAAGCUCUUCCAAUUCGCUCGGUAAUAGGUAGAAGGUUCCCUAUUGAGGAUGAGUGCUGUCCCCUGUGUGGAACAGAAACUGAAACUAUGGAGCAUCUUUUCCUUUCUUGUAAUUUUGCCUUCCACCUUUGGCGGUCCUCUCCUUGGGGCAUUUUCCCUAUUUGUGACAUAGGUAUUCGAAUGUGGGACUGGGUUAAAUUCUUAUGGGACCUAGGGAAGAAAGGUAUAAAUGAACAGGAAGUUUUUCUUUAUGCAUCGAUCAUCAUUGACACGAUUUGGAGGACUCGGAAUGAAAAGGUACAUAAUAAUUGUCCAGCUGAUGUUAUAAAAAGUAUUGAUACCAUUCGGUUUUCUUUUGCAGAUCAUCAUGCUUACUUGCUCCCUUGCCCCAUUCCGUGUCCAAAGGAAGUUUGGCGCCCUCCCCCGCUGGAUUGGGUGAAGCUGAAUUGUGAUAUAAGAGUGGGAUUGGAUAGCAUGUGUGCGGCUGUGGUUGCAAGGGAUCACGUUGGCAAGGUGAUCUGGGUGGUUACUUCUAAGCUGGAUUUCUCAAAUGCUCUCUGUGGGGAAGCGAUGGCGUGCUGUCUGGCCCUUCAAGAAGCUAAAGCUCGCGGUGUCAAGUUUCUUAUUUUGGAAAGUGAUUCGAGAGUGGUGAUCAACGCUCUUAACGGAAAGGAUUCCCGGUGGGAGAUUGAUAACUACGUCUCUUUUUGUCAAAUCACCUCCCCUUUCUUUAUUGGUUGUACUUUUGCAUUUGUUAGUAGACAAUGUAAUUUUAUGGCUCAUAAUGUGGCCAAGUGGGCGUUUUCCCAUCAGAGGUUCGGCUCUGUGCCUCUAUCCUCUAUGCCCGAAACUAUAUUUUGUAAUGACCGCGAGGUCUGA
Molecule: messenger RNA, 3741 nt
Organism: Cannabis sativa
Lineage: Eukaryota; Viridiplantae; Streptophyta; Magnoliopsida; Rosales; Cannabaceae
Exons: 2
Coding region: 1-3741 (1246 amino acids)
Molecular function (GO): RNA-DNA hybrid ribonuclease activity; nucleic acid binding
Source: RefSeq, a predicted model, not a curated record